This is a messenger RNA of Thlaspi arvense, 564 nucleotides long. NCBI's taxonomy places the organism in Eukaryota, Viridiplantae, Streptophyta, Magnoliopsida, Brassicales, Brassicaceae. The record is from the annotation of a GenBank genome assembly.
AUGGCUUUCUCUUGCGUCACAAGAAACGUUUGUUCGAUCCUUCCUCUUGUCGUUAUCCUCUCAAUCGCCCCAUUGUCAACAUCUUUUGCUCCGAGUGACAAAGUCACAAAGGAAUUGGUUGACCAACUCUGCUCAAAUUCAACAAUCCACAAGAAUUUCUGCGUCCCUUGGUUAACCUUUGAUCCAGCAACCUUCACACUAGACCUGACUGGUCUUGUAGAUCUGGUCCUCCUGAAGACGCAACUGUUUGCCUACAAGAACCUAGCCAUGAUGAAAGGCUUUGGAAGCACCACGACUGAUCCGGUGCUCAAGGCCCCGUACGGAACUUGUGUGACGGGUUAUGAAUUAGCCAUUAAGACGAUCGAGGAAGCUCAAGCGCUCGCGAUCUCUAACUCGUACCAGUCAGCAUCUCAGUCAGCUUUUAGAUCCCUUAUUAGUAUUGGUUCGUGCGUAGGUCAGCUUGAAGGACGGAGCAAUGUGCCGGCUUAUGUUCAGCAACGCAAUUUGUUGUAUGUAAGAAUGUGUACCAUUGAUAGUGUUUUCUCCAACGUUUUGGCGUCUUGA